Messenger RNA from Linum trigynum, 2172 nucleotides. The record is from the annotation of a GenBank genome assembly. NCBI's taxonomy places the organism in Eukaryota, Viridiplantae, Streptophyta, Magnoliopsida, Malpighiales, Linaceae.
UAUGUGAUACAAGUGAUUACCUAAUGUUAUGUCAUAUAUGAGACGUAUUUGCUUACAUAUACUCAAUGUAUUAAACACCAUAUGAGGUGAUAUAUACAAUUUAAUAAUUAUAUGCAUCAUUAACGAACCAACUCAUAAAAUAUAGAUUGAUUUUCUUCAUAAGCUGUAGUCGAGUUAGCUCUCUAGUCACAAUGUUGGGACAUCUCAUAAGCUCAAAACGAAACAGUUCAUGAGUUGUAUUAAACGAACUACCAAAUUAAACUAGUUCACGAGUUUCACGAGCCGAACAAGGUAGAGCUCAAAAUAAACGAUAUCACCGAAGCCAAAUUCGGUGCGAUGGAGCCAAGGCAUAAUGUCAACCCAUAAUCCUGGAAAGGAUGCAUCUGCCAGUGCUCUGUACAUCCCGUUUCUGGCAUUCGCUCCCCACAUCCCAUCCCAUGAUUCCAGUCUGCCCAUUCCUCUUUGGGAAGCGGGCCAACCUUCUCCCAAUAGGAUUUCAAAAAGCCCAAUCAAUCCAAAACACGUAGGAUAGGGGGAAAUCCAGUCCUCUGAAACCUGAUUGGCCAACCGGGAUCCGACGUGGCUGCCACGCGAGCAUGGCUGAUUAUCUUAUCCAGUUUCACGAUUCUGGGUUUUACAAGAUAACGAUAUUUUGAUGGCCGCUUUGUCGAAUAUCUGACAAGAACACUCCACCUAUAUAAACAAAUAUCAUCCAUCCCUCCCAAAACAAUCUACUUCCAUCUCUUCACUGCCUCUUGCUGCCACUGACUAAGUUGCAGGUCACAGAGAAAUGGCGCUCCAGUCUGCAUCCCUGGUUUCCUCGGCUUUCAUCGUCCACAAGGAGGGGAAAUCAAGCGCUGCUGCUUCAUUCAAAGACUCGAGCUUGUUCGGAGUGUCACUUUCUGACCACGUCAAAGCUGACUUCACCUCCUCUGCACUCAGAUGCAAGAGGGAAUUCAACGCCAGAAUCGGGGCGGUGAGGGCACAGACGACGGCGACAGCGAGCCCAGCAGUGAACAGGUCAGCACCAGAGGGGAAGAAAACAUUGAGGCAGGGAUGCGUCGUGGUGACUGGAGCUUCUUCUGGGCUUGGACUAGCCACGGCCAAGGCACUAGCCGAGACAGGGAAAUGGCACGUAAUCAUGGCCUGCAGGGACUUCCUCAAGGCCGAACGGGCUGCCAAAUCCGCCGGCAUGGCCAAGGGCAGCUACACCGUCAUGCAUCUGGACCUUGCAUCGCUUGACAGCGUCCGCCAGUUCGUCGAGAGCUUCAGGAGGUCGGGCAGGCCGCUUGAUGUUCUGGUUUGCAAUGCUGCUGUGUACCAGCCAACAGCCAAGGAGCCGACUUUCACAGCCGACGGGUUCGAGCUCAGCGUUGGAACUAACCAUCUCGGCCACUUCCUGCUCUCGAGGCUGCUGAUGGACGACUUGCAGAAGUCUGAUUACCCCUCCAAACGCCUCAUCAUCGUUGGCUCAAUUACAGGAAACACAAAUACACUGGCUGGAAAUGUACCACCAAAGGCCAACUUGGGGGACAUGAGGGGGCUCGCUGGGGGACUGAACGGGCUCAACAGCUCGGCUAUGAUCGAUGGUGGAGACUUCGAUGGUGCGAAAGCUUACAAAGACAGCAAGGUCUGCAACAUGCUGACAAUGCAGGAGUUCCACAGGCGGUACCAUGAGGAAACUGGGAUCACAUUUGCUUCACUCUAUCCAGGCUGCAUUGCGACCACUGGGUUGUUCAGGGAGCACAUUCCACUCUUCAGGCUUCUCUUCCCUCCAUUCCAGAAGUACAUCACCAAGGGCUAUGUCUCUGAAGAUGAAGCUGGAAAGCGACUUGCUCAGGUUGCUGCAGAUCCUAGCUUGACGAAAUCAGGAGUGUACUGGAGCUGGAACAAGGACUCAGCCUCGUUUGAGAACCAGUUGUCUCAGGAAGCUAGUGACGCUGACAAGGCUCGUAAAGUGUGGGAGGUCAGCGAGAAGCUCGUUGGUUUGGCCUAGAGAUGGACUAGUGAGCUAAGCAGCUUAUGAAUGUGUCAUCAACCACCCGGCAUUGUCAUUUCUUGCGAGUCAGAGUUAUGAUGCUUUUGUUCUUGUAAACAAGGCUUUCUCAUUGUAGAUUAGUAGGCAUGAAUCAGGAACCAGGAAUGGAUAGUUAAUAAAAAUGACUCUGUUUA